Molecule: messenger RNA, 510 nt
Organism: Lineus longissimus
Lineage: Eukaryota; Metazoa; Nemertea; Pilidiophora; Heteronemertea; Lineidae
Exons: 1
Coding region: 1-510 (169 amino acids)
Molecular function (GO): nucleic acid binding
Source: RefSeq, a predicted model, not a curated record
AUGGCAAACAACAAUGUUGACUGGACAUUCAUUCCGAAACGUGCCCCCUGGUGGGGUGGGUUUUACGAACGUCUGGUCGGUCUCGUCAAAACAACGCUGAAAAAGGUGCUUGGACGCGCGUUUGUGACCCUUGACGAGAUGAAUACUUUUCUAUGCGAAAUAGAAUGUGUGUUGAAUAACCGUCCUCUUACGUAUGUUUACGGUGAUGAUAAGGACGCACUAGCUUUAACCCCCGCUCAUCUGCUGCAUGGUCGAUUGUUGAACACUCUCCCACAUGUUAUCCCAGACUCUGAUGAAAUCAUGGACCCUACUUACGAAACCAGAGCGACACUUACCAAACGCUCCACAAUUCUGGGAGAAAUUCAGCGAACAUUUUGGAUUAAGUGGGAACAUGAAUAUCUCACUGCCCUCAGGGAGCGACAUGAUCGUGUCAGAACUGGUAAACUGACAAACACUAUCAAACCUGGCGAUGUUGUACUUGUUCACGCGCACAUGUUCACGCGGGCUUGA